Messenger RNA from Monosiga brevicollis MX1, 735 nucleotides. RefSeq lists its product as uncharacterized. Gene Ontology annotation, biological process: regulation of G2/M transition of mitotic cell cycle; protein phosphorylation; regulation of gene expression. Gene Ontology annotation, cellular component: cytoplasm; cyclin-dependent protein kinase holoenzyme complex; nucleus. The annotation marks the transcript as partial. The transcript has 7 exons. Lineage: Eukaryota; Choanoflagellata; Craspedida; Salpingoecidae. Gene Ontology annotation, molecular function: ATP binding; cyclin binding; cyclin-dependent protein serine/threonine kinase activity. The record is from RefSeq and is a predicted model, not a curated record.
AGUGUCACCAUUCGAGAAAUUAGCAUCCUGAACAAGCUGCAACAUGAUAACAUUGUCUGCUUGCACCAGCUGAUCGAUGCUGGAGACAUGAUGUACCUGGUCUUUGAAUUUUUUGAGCGCGAUCUCUCCACCUACUUUCAACAAAUUGCACCCAACAGAAUGGACCGUGACCUUGCACACAGCUACCUGCAUCAGCUUUUCGACGGUCUUGCAUAUUGCCACGCCCGACUGAUCAUCCAUCGUGACAUCAAGCCUCAGAAUCUGCUGAUCGACGAACUCGGGCACAUCAAAAUUGCGGAUUUUGGUCUUGCACGCCGUGUCAACCUGCCCAGUCGACCCUACACGCCAAAUACACAAACGCUCUGGUAUCGUGCCCCUGAGCUCCUAUUGCAUUCACAUACAUACGGGGCCGCCGUCGACCUCUGGAGCAUGGGCUGCCUGAUGGCUGAGAUGCUCACUGGCAACUCAAUCUUUAUGGGACGCGAUGAGAUUGACAUGAUCACCCGCAUCUUCCGACUCCUUGGUAUGCCUACUGAAGAUGAAUGGGCGCGUGCUGCUCUUCCCUCUGGCUUUCGUGGAUUCAACGCUCCACGGCGCACAAUGGCUGGCAUCUUUCCAGCCCUAUCGCCUGAAGACGUGGAACUUCUGAACCAACUGCUCACGUACAAGCCCGAGCAUCGUAUUGAUGCCUAUAGCGCCUCGAUGAGCCCGCUGUUUGAGCGUUUCCGGUGUUAG